Messenger RNA from Dioscorea cayenensis subsp. rotundata (Guinea yam), 507 nucleotides. RefSeq lists its product as uncharacterized. NCBI's taxonomy places the organism in Eukaryota, Viridiplantae, Streptophyta, Magnoliopsida, Dioscoreales, Dioscoreaceae. Gene Ontology annotation, biological process: systemic acquired resistance. The record is from RefSeq and is a predicted model, not a curated record. The coding region runs from base 34 to 393 and encodes 119 amino acids. The transcript has 2 exons. Gene Ontology annotation, molecular function: fatty acid binding.
GAUAGGGAGUAGGAAUAGAAGAAGGAAUUGGAGAUGGUUUCAGUAAAGUAUGUUUGGUUAGUCUGUUUGCUUAUUAUGAUUGGAGUAAUUGCAGCAGGAUUUGAAGGUGCUGAAGGGGCUGGAGAAUGUGGAAGCAUCCCAGUUGAGAGGAUGGCAAUAAAGCUGGCUCCGUGCGCAUCGGCAUCGCAAAAUACUAGAGCCAAAGUGUCGGCCAGUUGCUGCGCAGAAGUCCAGAAACUCGGCAAGAAUCCGCGUUGCCUCUGCGCUGUUAUGCUCUCGAACACUGCAAAGAGUGCCGGAGUUAAGCCGGCCAUAGCCAUGACCAUUCCUAAACGUUGCAACCUUGCCAAACGCCCUGUGGGUUACAAGUGUGGUGGUUAUACAUUGCCUUGAGAAGAAGGCAAGAAGAUGCAAGUAACUGAAGACUAGAAAAUUGGCUCUGAUAUGCCAAAGUGGUUGUAUGUUGUAUUAAGGCUAUAAAUAAAGCAUGAUAUGCCUGUUUGGUCA